CUAAUUAACAGGCAAGUCUACCAGUCCCCCCCAUUAUCUACCAUUUCUUUCAAUAAAUUAAUCAUUUAUAUUUUGAUUUAAAUUCUACUUUUAAAGCAAUCAAAACCCCCAUAAGCCUUUACUUUCCAAGAUGGCUGAUGAUGAUGAUAAACAAGUGAUUGAAGAGAAAAAGAGUGAUGAUAAAAGCAAGAAAAACAAGAAGAAAAGAGGGAUAUUUUCAAGAAUAUGGAAUGCAGUGUUUAGAUUAAGAAGUGGAGAUGAUUUUGAAAAAAGAUUGCAAUUUAUAUCUAAAGAAGAAGCUACUCUUCUUUCUAGAAUCAAAAGAAGAUCUUUGAGAUGGAGAAUUACUGCUAGGAAUUUGAUCAUCUUUUCUUUUCUUCUUGAGGUUGUUGCAGUGGGUUACGCUAUAGUGACAACAAGAACAGUGGACUUGGACUGGAGAAUGAGAUCAUUACGAGUCUUGCCCAUGUUUCUUUUGCCUGCUUUAUCAUUCGCUUUGUAUUAUGGACUUUCAAGCUUCACAAAAUACUGUGAUCACAGGGAUCAGAAAACAUUAGAGAAACUUCGGGCCGAAAGGCAAGCAAAAAUUGACGAGCUUAAAGAGAGAACUAAUUACUACAUUACUCAGCAACUUAUUCAGAAAUAUGACCCCGACCCUGCUGCAAAAGCAGCUGCUGCGUCUGUUCUUGCAUCCAAAUUGGGUGCUGAUUCAGGUCUGAAAGUAUAUCUUGGAGAUGAGUCACAAUCAAAUCAAUAUGCUGCAGGAAAGAGCAGUGAUGUUGAGGUACAACAAUCUACAGGUGGUCUUCGGAAACGAAACCAAUCAACCUCUAGAUCACCUAGAAGCAAUGCAGCACCCCUUACUGAUCAAAAUGAGGCUGCUGAGAUUUCUCAACAUAGUCAACUCGUUGUUGACCAUCACAAUCCUACUGCUUCAGGAGGUCAAGAUGGUGGUUGGGUUGCUCGAAUUGCCGCCUUGCUUGUGGGUGAGGACCCGACACAAUCUUAUGCACUUAUAUGUGGGAAUUGCCAUAUGCAUAAUGGACUUGCAAGAAAGGAGGAGUUCCCAUUCAUCACUUACUAUUGUCCUCAUUGUCAUGCCUUGAAUAAACCAAAGAACUCAGCACCACCUUCAGAUACAAUGUCCCCUGUUUCGGAUUCUCCAAACAUAGGAAUUACAGAUGCUAAAAAAAUUGAACAAAUUAAUGAGUUGGUGGGUGAAAAAGUAUCCGCCGCUGCUAGCAGUCCCGUAGCAGCACCUGUAGUGAAAGAGAAAGAAACAAGUGACGAGCAAGUGGCAGAGGAUCUUGCAAGUCAUUAAGGGAGUUCUACGUAGAUUGCAUGCUGACAAGUGUGGUGUUAUGUUGUGGGAAGUUUGUACCGGGCUUUCAUGGUACCUUUGUUGUGUAACAGAAAAAGAGAAUUUUGAUGAUGUAUCAUUAUAGUGGGACAUUGAGUUAAUAUACACAUGUAACAAAUGUUUGCGUUCACAGUUCGUUUUUCUUUUUCUUUUUUAUUGUCAAUCGUUGAUGUCAUAGCCUAUUGUUUUGGGGACUUCAUUCGAGUCUGGUUUGUGGUUUGUAUAGACAACAUUCUCAAACCAGAAAUGAAAAUCCGCUUAUGAAAGGAUGCAAGAGAAUGACAGAGUCAUCUUACAGAUAUUUUACCGUCUAUUUUUCAGGAGUUAGAUUGUGUUUUACUGGUAAGAUUUGCUUCUGUAAAGAAUUUGGAAAUGGAACCCCAAGUAUUUUGGAAA
This is a messenger RNA of Erigeron canadensis, 1756 nucleotides long. RefSeq lists its product as uncharacterized. The transcript is spliced from 6 exons. Bases 131 to 1321 code for a protein of 396 amino acids. NCBI's taxonomy places the organism in Eukaryota, Viridiplantae, Streptophyta, Magnoliopsida, Asterales, Asteraceae. Gene Ontology annotation, cellular component: endoplasmic reticulum tubular network. The record is from RefSeq and is a predicted model, not a curated record. Gene Ontology annotation, biological process: endoplasmic reticulum tubular network organization.